AUGACUUCGCCCUUGAACGAGACCUGUGAUCUCGUCGGCACAUCAGUCAACCCGUUCUUUAUGCUGGGCUACAGUCUGUUGUUUGUGGUGGGUUUACCCCUCAAUGGCUUGAUCCUGAAGUUUUACUUUUGUGGAGCUCAGCAGCAGGCAUCAAGCAGCUUGAUGGUCUACCUGAAAAACCUGACAGCUGCUGACUUCCUGCUCUGCCUCUCUCUGCCAAUCCGCAUCAGCCACUAUGGUGGCACAUCAGUCAUUGCUUGGCAGCUCUACUGCAGCUUUGGAGCUUCUGCCUUGUUCCUCAACAUGUACGCCAGCAUCAUAUUUAUGUGUUAUGUAGCUGCCAACAGGUAUCUGAAGAUUGUCAGACCUUCAGGAACUCAUGUCCUGCAGUCAGUACGAACUGCCAACAUUGUCUCCAUGGUCACCUGGGUUUGUCUCCUGGCUCCAUCAGUUGCUUACAACAUCCUGUUUUUCAUCACCCAGAAACCUCUGACCUCUAUCCCCAGACACUGUGGGCUCUUCUUUAGUGCAUCAGUUAGCCUGAUGUUUAAAAUUAUCCACACAUUCUCUGCAAUCAUCUUCCUGUUGGUUUCCAUAUCCCUGGUCUUCUUCUACUACAGCACCUCCCGCAGGGUGUUGCAGGCACAGCAGAGUCAGCUGGCCUCCUCUGAGAAGCUGGUGAAGUCUCGCAGGAACAUGCUGGUGCUGGUCAGCAUCUUCUGUGUUUGUUUUGCCCCCUAUCACCUGGUUCGAGUCCCAUUUGUUUUUCUGUUGAACAGCUGCACUGUGGGUCCAGUGUUGUACUACCUGAAGGAGGCGGCCACCAUGCUGUCAGUUUUCAACGUCUGCCUGGACCCUCUUGUUUACUUUUUCCUUAGUAAGACUUUUUGGGACAAAAGACAGGAGAGGAAUUCCUCUUCCAGCCAGAAGACCAGGGAGGAGGCUCCUGUCUCCUCCGGACGGCGCGUCACCGUACAGUCCAGCCACUCUCCACACCUGAACACGGCCUCCCUCGUAGCACCGCCAGAUGCAGGCAGAGGCGUACCCCUGCCCUGCUGUGGAUUUCACGCGUCGCCUCCCACUGUCGCCGUCGGGCGACAUUUUCUGGCCGUCAGGACUGGAUAG
Messenger RNA from Oreochromis niloticus (Nile tilapia), 1125 nucleotides. RefSeq names its product P2Y purinoceptor 14-like. The transcript is spliced from 4 exons. Gene Ontology annotation, biological process: G protein-coupled receptor signaling pathway. Bases 1 to 1125 code for a protein of 374 amino acids. The record is from RefSeq and is a predicted model, not a curated record. Gene Ontology annotation, molecular function: G protein-coupled purinergic nucleotide receptor activity. Gene Ontology annotation, cellular component: membrane. Lineage: Eukaryota; Metazoa; Chordata; Actinopteri; Cichliformes; Cichlidae.